CGUCGAUUAAAAUGCUGCGCUACUAGUGUCGCAGUAGAUUAUUGAUCACUAUCGUUACGAUAGUUUGGACCUGAUCCAUACAAUUAUCAAUCACAAAUCUAUUAAUAGGAUUCAUACUUGUAUAGUUACAUCAUUUGUCGCUGUAAUGGAUAUCGAAAUCGAAUCAGCUGAUGUGGUUCGUUUAGUAGAACAGUAUUUAAAAGAAAGCAAUUUACUGCGAACAUUACGUACAGUACAGGAAGAAACAAGAGUAUCACUGAAUACUGUUGAAUCUAUAGAAAGUUUCACGUCAGAUAUCAUUAAUGGUCAUUGGGAUGUUGUUUUGCAAACUGUACAGUACUUAAAAUUACCAGAACAAAAAUUAAUGGAUUUGUAUGAACAGAUUUUCAUUGAAUUGCUAGAACUUCGUGAUACUGGUGCAGCUAGAUCAAUACUUAGACAAACGGAACCAAUGAUUGCAAUGAAGCGUACACAACCUGAGCGUUAUACAAAUCUAGAUAAUCUUUUAAAUCGGUCAUAUUUUGAUCCAAGAGAGGCUUAUUCAGAUGGUCAGUCAAAAGAUAAACGUCGCCAAGCUCUGGCUAGUUCAUUAUCUGAAGAAGUUAGUGUUGUAGCCCCAUCACGCUUGUUGGCCUUGCUUAGUCAAGCGCUUAAAUGGCAGCAGCACCAAGGAUUAUUGCCACCUGGUACAGCAAUCGACGUGUUUCGUGGUAAAGCUGCUGUGCGUGAACAAGAAGAAGAAAAACCACCCACUAAAUUAUCUACUGUUAUACGAGUAGUUCAAAAAUGUCAUGUCGAAUGCGCCCGAUUCAGUCCAGAUGGUCAGUUCUUAGUGACUGGUUCAGUUGAUGGUUUCAUCGAAGUAUGGAAUUUUACAACUGGUAAAUUACGCAAAGAUUUAAAGUAUCAAGCUCAGGAUACAUUUAUGAUGAUGGAAGAUAGUGUAUUAUGUUUAACAUUUAGUCGUGAUUCAGAAAUGCUGGCAUCUGGUGCUAAAGAUGGUGCCAUCAAAAUUUGGCGUAUACAAAAUGGUCAAUGUUUGAAACGUUUAGAGAAAGCACAUCAUAAAGGUGUUACAGCUUUGCAAUUCUCUAAAGAUAAUACACAUUUAUUAUCAGCUAGUUUAGAUCAUAGUAUUCGAAUACAUGGAAUGAAAUCGGGUAAAAUAAUCAAAGAGUUUACUGGUCAUACAGGUGUUGUAAAUUCUGUAGCAUUUUUACCUGAUGGACAUAAUAUUAUCAGUGGUAGUGCUGAUGGUUCUGUACGUUUAUGGUCAAUUCGUUCAGGCGAGUGUACAAAUACAUUUAAGGCAAUAUCUGGUCUAGUCGGUCAUGAAGUAUCAAUUCAUUCAGUUCAUUUAAUGCCUCGUAAUACAGAUCAAUUUGUUGUGGCUAGUCGUUCUAAUACAGUUGCUAUAAUGAAUAUGCAAGGACAGAUUGUACGAAGUUUUUCUAGUGGUAAACGAGAAGGUGGAGAUUUUCUGGAUUGUACACUUAGUGGAAGAGGUGAAUGGAUUUAUUGUGUAGCUGAAGAUCAUUUAUUAUAUUGUUUCAAUGUUGCUGCCGGUGGUAAAUUAGAACGAACAAUGCGAAUUCAUGAAAAGGAAGUGAUAGGUUGCGCGCAUCACCCUCAUCAAAAUCUCAUUGCUACUUAUUCAGAAGAUGGUUUGGUGAAGCUUUGGAAACCUUGAGUCAUUGAAUAUUGUGAUACGACUAUGCAAACGUCGGGAGUGUAUUUGUUUUACAUUAUUUCUAUGUAUACUAUGCAUUGAAUAAAUGACGUAUGUAAUUUAUCACAAUAA
Molecule: messenger RNA, 1801 nt
Organism: Schistosoma turkestanicum
Lineage: Eukaryota; Metazoa; Platyhelminthes; Trematoda; Strigeidida; Schistosomatidae
Source: the annotation of a GenBank genome assembly